This is a messenger RNA of Aplosporella prunicola CBS 121167, 1519 nucleotides long. RefSeq lists its product as uncharacterized. The transcript is spliced from 2 exons. Lineage: Eukaryota; Fungi; Ascomycota; Dothideomycetes; Botryosphaeriales; Aplosporellaceae. Gene Ontology annotation, molecular function: 5'-3' exonuclease activity; 5'-flap endonuclease activity; DNA binding. Bases 24 to 1205 code for a protein of 393 amino acids. Gene Ontology annotation, cellular component: cytoplasm; nucleus. The record is from RefSeq and is a predicted model, not a curated record.
CCCCCACUAGGUACCGAGCCAAGAUGGGUAUCAAGCACCUCUUCCAGAUCAUCUCCGAAAACUCACCAGAUGCCGUCAAGACGGGCGAGAUCAAAAACCAGUUCGGCCGCAAGGUCGCGAUUGACGCCUCCAUGAGCAUCUACAGCUUUUUGAUCGCCGUGCGCUCCGACGGCCAGCAGCUCAUGAACGAGACCGGCGAGACCACUUCACACCUCAUGGGCAUGUUCUACCGCACUCUGCGCAUGGUCGACAAUGGAAUCAAGCCGCUCUACGUCUUCGAUGGCGCGCCUCCCAAGCUCAAGUCUGGCGAAUUGGCCAAGCGAUUCCAACGCAAGUCCGAGGCGCAAGAAUCCCACGAGGAAGCCAAGGAGACUGGUACAGCCGAGGAGGUGGAGAAAUUCUCUAGGAGAACAGUCCGAGUGACGCGGGAGCACAACGCCGAAUGUCAGCGCUUGCUGACACUUAUGGGGGUUCCGUACAUCAUCGCUCCUACCGAAGCCGAAGCUCAGUGUGCCGUACUCGCGCGAGCCGGAAAGGUUUAUGCGGCAGCCUCGGAAGAUAUGGACACUUUGACGUUCGACUCGCCAGUCCUCCUCCGCCACCUCACGUUCAGUGAGCAGAGGAAGGAGCCCAUCCAAGAGAUACAUCUCGACAGGGUUUUGGAGGGAUUGCAGAUGGACAGGAAACAGUUCAUCGAUCUUUGCAUCCUUCUCGGUUGCGAUUACGUUGACCCCGUUAAGGGGAUCGGCCCUAGCACCGCGCUCAAGCUCAUCCGCGAACACAAGGAUCUGGAAGGCGUCGUCAAGCAUUUCGAGACCUCCAAGAAGUACACGCUUCCUGAAGAUUGGCCUUACCAGGAUGCCCGUCUCUUGUUCCUUGAGCCCGAGGUUCGGGACGCUGACCACCCUGACUGUAAUUUCAAAUGGGAUGCGCCAGACGUCGAUGGCCUCAUCAAGUUCCUCGUCGAGGAGAAGGGCUUCAAUGAGGAUCGCGUUCGCAGUGGUGCAGCAAGAUUGCAGAAAAACCUGAAGAGCGCACAGCAGAGCCGCUUAGAGGGAUUCUUCAAGCCAGUUCCGAAGACUGCUGAGGAGCAAGCUAGUCUCAAGCGAAAGAACGACGAGAAGCUUGCCGACAAGAAAAAGAAGCAGAAGGUUGCGGCUCAAGAGAAAAAGGCGGCCAAGGCCAAGCCUAGGGCUACGGCUUGAAGUUGCUCACAUGCAUCUGAAGCGCGAUCAAUUGUAGGGCAUAAGUCCCUAAGACGACUGAAAAUUGGGCGUUAAUAUGGUCAAUGGCUUAACUGCUAGAGCAUUUGGGCGGAUGGCGUUGGAGGCUAUUUGAUGUUUGCUACUGGCAUGCGGGAAGUGGGGUUACCACGCGAGCGAAGGCACAGACAAAAUAGCUAUAUUUUUACGGGAUAAGGGUGUUAUGCUCACUGCUGUUAAGGAGCGGAGAGUUCUUUGCUGCGAUGAAAUAGCACCACAUCAUAGCUUAAUGCAAAGGACUAACGUCCGUCAUCGUC